Molecule: messenger RNA, 2376 nt
Organism: Cynocephalus volans (Philippine flying lemur)
Lineage: Eukaryota; Metazoa; Chordata; Mammalia; Dermoptera; Cynocephalidae
Gene: PLEKHG6
Product: pleckstrin homology and RhoGEF domain containing G6
Exons: 14
Coding region: 1-2376 (791 amino acids)
Molecular function (GO): guanyl-nucleotide exchange factor activity; GTPase activator activity
Source: RefSeq, a predicted model, not a curated record
AUGCAGGCCAUCAGUCCGCCAGAUGAGGGCCCCUCCCAAGGGCUCGUGGCCUCUCUCAUUGAGACGUAUGGGGGGCGACAUCAGGCCUCUGCCCGGAGUGCUGCUGGCAGCCUCUAUCCCCGAGGAGGCCUUGUGUUGGUGAGUCCAGGCUGUGACCCCAGUCGCCGGCACCUGCAGCACUAUGGCCCCUUUGCCAAGGGUUCUGGCCAGACCAGAGGCCUGUCUCCCAUGAGGUUGAGAGAACCGGAGCCUGAGAAGAGGCAUGGAGGCCACUUGAGCGCUAGCCCACCUUACUCCCCCAAACUCAAGGAAGUCACCAAGGCCCAAGAGCUGGAGAUGAGGCUGCACACAUUCAGCAUGUUUGGGAUGCCCCGUCUGCCCCCUGAAGACCGGAAGCGCUGGGAGAUAGGAGAGGGCGGUGACAGCGGCCUAAACAUCUCGACGUCCUGGAGGGAGCUGGUGCCUGGGCACAAGGAGAUGAGCCGGGAGCUGUGCCACCAGCAGGAAGCACUGUGGGAGCUGCUGACCACCGAGCUCAUCUAUGUGAGGAUGCUCAGGAUCAUGACCAAUAUCCUAGCCGCUGGUUUACUGAACCUGCAGCGAGUGGGGCUGCUGACGGAAGUAUCAGCAGAGACCCUGUUUGGAAACGUCCCCAGCCUGAUUCGAGCCCACCGGAACUUUUGGGAGGAGGUGCUGGGGCCCACCCUGGAGGAGACUCGAGCCUCAGGCCAGCCUCUGGACCCAGUCGGCCUGCAGAAUGGCUUUCUGACGUUCGGCCAGCGGUUCCAGCCCUACGUCCAGUACUGUCUGCGAGUGAAGCACACCAUGGCUUACGCCCGGAAGCAGCAAGACACUAACCCACUCUUCCAUGCCUUCGUGCAGUGGUGUGAGAAGCACAAGCGCUCAGGGAGGCAGAUGCUGGGCGACUUGCUCAUCAAGCCCCACCAGCGCAUCACCAAGUACCCACUGCUGCUCCAGGCUGUGCUCAAGAGGAGUCCUGAGGCACAGGCCCGAGAAGCCCUGAACGCCAUGAUUGCCGCUGUGGAGUCAUUCCUGCGGCACAUCAAUGGGCAGGUCCGCCAGGGCGAAGAGUACGAGAGCUUGGUGGCUGCAGCCCAACGCAUUGGGCCCUAUGAGGUGCUGGAGCCGUCCAGUGAGGAGGUGGAGAAGAACCUGCGUCCAUUCUCCACCCUGGACCUGACGUCCCCCAUGCUGGGAGUUGCCCCUGAACACAGCAGACAGCUGCUGCUGGAAGGAGCCGUGCGAGUGAAGGAGGGGCGCGAAGCAAAGCUGGACGUGUACCUGUUCCUCUUCUCUGAUGUACUCCUAGUGACCAAGCCCCAACGCAAGGCAGACAAAGCCAAGGUCAUCCGUCCCCCUCUCAUGCUGGAGAAGCUUGUGUGCCGACCACUGCGAGACCCUAACAGCUUCCUGGUGAUCCACCUCUCCGAAUUCCAGUGCGUCUCUGGUGCCCUCACUGUGCACUGUCCCAGUCCUACAGACUGUGCCCGGUGGCUAGAGAAGACCCAGCAGGCCCAGGUCACCCUACAAAAGUUGAAGGCGGAGGAGUACGUCCAACAUAAGAGGGAGCUCCUGGCCCUCUAUCGGGACAGGGAGUCCCCCAGCACCAGACCAUCCACGCCUUCCCAGGAGGGCUCUCAGAGCAGCACAGAAGGGAGGACUCCUGAGUUCUCAACCAUCAUCCCUCACCUGGUGGUGACUGAAGACACGGAUGAAGAUGCUCCCUAUGUACCAGAUGACACCUCAGACUCUGGCUACAGCACUUUAAUCCCAGGCUCCCCCAAGGGGUCUCACUCCUCACUGAGCCGUCUACGCCCAAGGGCCUUCCGGCGGGACCCGCGCCUCACCUUCUCCACCCUGGACCUCCGAGAUGUUCGUUUGCGCCCCCAGCCUCCUGACCCCCAAGCUCCUCAACGCCGAAGUGCCCCCAAUCUGCCAGAAGGGAUCCAAAGAGGAGGCAGUCUUCCCAGGGGGGACACACCCACCUGGUCUGAGGAAGAAGAUGGGACCUCAGCGGGAGGGAAUGUGGUGGUGGAAACCCUGCACAGGGCCCUCCUGCGCGGGCAGCUCCCCCCGUCCCCAACCCACACCGACUCUGCUGGGGAAAGCCCCUGGGAGUCCUCCGCGGAUGAGGAAGAGGGGCCUCUCUCCCUGGGACCUGGCCACACCCCGUCCCCUCGCCACCUCCGGGCUGAGGACAUGCUCAAGGAGAUCAGGGAGGAACUGGCCAGCCAAAGGCUCGAGGGAGCCCCGGAGCCUGCGGACAGCGAGUCUCGGAAGCUGACUCGGGCCCAACUGCAAAGAAUGCGAGGUCCCCACAUCAUACAGCUGGACACCCCUCUUUCCACGUCGUAA